AACAGAGGGGCUGUAAGCUGGCCAACCAUCCCGUCAUGAUGCUGGAACUGCAGAGAGAGAAGGCAGCUCAGAUGCAGCUCGUCCUCCUCAAGGAACAGGUCUCCAACAUCUACAGUAACAUCACAAUAACAGGCCGGUGGUAGCUGGUCCCCUGCAGGAUGGUGAGGUGCCGGAGGUCCCUCCUCCCCCUCUGGACAUCGAGGGGUCCCCGGCGUACACGUUACGGGCCAUUCUGGACUCGAGACGCCGGGUCUUUAGACAAACUGUACAACUUUGCCGAGUGUGCUGGUCUGCAUCUGGUCCUGGGGUUCAACGCCCUGCAGAGAAACCCUGACUCCUCCUGGAACUCCUCCGCAGCCUUCAGCUUACUCAAAUACAGCGCUGGGAGGAAAUACAACAUCUCCUGGGAACUGGGCAACGAGCCUAAUGGCUACCGAAGCAUGGUGGGUCAGACAGUUAACAGUACCCAGCUAGCCAAGGACUACACCAUGCUGAGAACACUACUGCAAUCUGUACGCUACUACAGCCGAGCACACCUCUACGGCCCUAACGCUGGACCACCACGCAAGAACGCCAUUCUGCUGCUCGACGGGUUUAUGAAGAACGCUGGUUCUGUUGUGGACGCUGUAACGUGGCAACAUUACUACAUGGAUAGCAGAGUGACCAAAGUAGAGGACUUUCUGAAGACUCGCCUGCUGGACACCCUGACCGAACAGAUCACUAAAGUACUCAAGGUAGUGAAUAGCCAUGCUCCUGGUAAGAAGGUGUGGUUGGGUGGAGUGGGUCCGGCAUGGGCUGGAGGAACCAACAACCUCUCUGAUACCUACGCUGCUGGCUUUCUGUGGAUGAACACUCUGGGCGUGGCAGCGAUGCAUGGGAUUGACGUGGUCCUGAGACACUCGUUCUUCGACUAUGGAUACACACACCUCGUAGACCAGCACUUCAACCCACUGCCGGACUAUUGGUUCUCACUGGUGUUCAAGCGUCUGGUGGGCCCCAGGGUGUUGGCGGUGCGGGUAGCAGGCUUACAGAGGAAACCACAGCCAGGGAGGGUCAUCCGAGACAAACUACGCAUUUACGCCCAUUGUACCAGCUUCCACAAUCAUAACUACGUGAAAGGGUCCAUAACGAUCUAUAUCAUCAACCUGCAUCGGUCCAGGAAGAAAAUCAAGCUGGCGGGAACCUUACGUAACAAGACUGUCCAUCAGUACCUGCUGCAGCCCUACGGGACAGACGGACUACACGCCAGGUCAGUCCAGUUGAAUGGAGAAAAGUUGUUGAUGGUGGACAACGAGACGUUCCCGGAAUUGAAGCCUCAGACGCUGCGGGCAGGGAGGACGAUAGCCAUGCCCCCUAUGACCAUCGGCUUCUAUGUCAUCAAGAACAUCAACGCUUAUGCCUGCCGCAGAUAAUCCUCAGCAUACUCCUCCUCACCCUU
Messenger RNA from Oncorhynchus keta (chum salmon), 1438 nucleotides. Its product is annotated as inactive heparanase-2-like. The record is from RefSeq and is a predicted model, not a curated record. The transcript has 11 exons. Gene Ontology annotation, cellular component: extracellular matrix; membrane. Gene Ontology annotation, molecular function: hydrolase activity, acting on glycosyl bonds. NCBI's taxonomy places the organism in Eukaryota, Metazoa, Chordata, Actinopteri, Salmoniformes, Salmonidae. Bases 159 to 1412 code for a protein of 417 amino acids.